AUGGUUCUGGACACAGAAGACUGGGCUGAUGAGCUCCCACCAGAACAAAUAGCCGUCCUCCGCAAGGCUUUCGAUGGCUUCGACCACAACCGCUCAGGCAGCAUCCCGUGUGACUUCGUCGCGGACAUACUUCGGAUGAUGGGACAACCUUUCAACAAAAAAAUCCUUGAAGAGCUCAUCGAGGAAGUCGAUGCUGACAAAUCUGGCCGUCUUGAGUUCCCUGAAUUCGUAACCUUGGCUGCCAAAUUCAUCGUUGAAGAGGACGCCGAAGCUAUGCAAAAAGAGCUCCGGGAAGCAUUUAGAUUAUACGACAAGGAAGGCAACGGUUACAUUCCCACGUCGAGCUUACGUGAGAUCCUUCGCGAGUUGGAUGAGCAGCUGACAGACGAAGAACUCGACGGCCUUAUCCAGGAGAUCGACACGGACGGCAGCGGCACGGUGGACUUCGAUGAAUUUAUGGAGAUGAUGACUGGAGAAUAA
Messenger RNA from Parnassius apollo (apollo), 480 nucleotides. The record is from the annotation of a GenBank genome assembly. Lineage: Eukaryota; Metazoa; Arthropoda; Insecta; Lepidoptera; Papilionidae.